Sphaeramia orbicularis (orbiculate cardinalfish) is the source of this 797-nucleotide messenger RNA. Its product is annotated as carbonic anhydrase 5B, mitochondrial-like. Gene Ontology annotation, molecular function: carbonate dehydratase activity; zinc ion binding. Lineage: Eukaryota; Metazoa; Chordata; Actinopteri; Kurtiformes; Apogonidae. Gene Ontology annotation, cellular component: mitochondrion; cytoplasm. The record is from RefSeq and is a predicted model, not a curated record.
AUGACAACCCAGCUCCACUUGGUUCACUGGAACUCUGACAAGUACAGUCUGUUCGAGGAGGCGGUGAUGGAAGAUAAUGGACUGGGUAUCGGAGUCUUUCUCAAGGUCGGAAAGAGACACGAGGGGCUGCAGAAACUGGUCGACGCCUUACCUGCAAUCAGACACAAGGGCAGCGUGGUGGAGUUUACCAAGUUCGACCCCGCCUGCCUUUUACCCUCGACCACUGACGACUACUGGACGUACCACGGCUCUCUGACGACCCCCCCGCUGACCGAGUCCGUCACCUGGAUCGUAAUGAAGCAGCACAUAGAAGUCAGCCAUGAUCAGUUGGCGGUUUUCCGCAGCCUCCUGUUCACGGCGGCGGAGGAGGAGGUCCAGAAGAGCAUGGUCAACAACUUCCGCGUCCAGCAGCCUCUGCGAGGUCGAACCAUCCGCUCCUCCUUCACCCCGUUCCUCCAGGACGCGUCAGCUGAAGGCGACCAACACACCCACUGACACCCCCCACCCCCCCAGUCCAACACACACCUGUACCUUUCCACACAGUGGGCUCACCUAAAGUGCUCUGUGCUUUUGAUUUUCUGAACACAAACCUGAGCAGUUACACUUUUUUUUUUACAGAUUUAACUUCAGUUUUACAUAUUUUAAUGGUUAAUUUUUCAUUUUCGGUUUGACUUUUCGACCAAAAGGCAAAUGUCAGAUAACCUAUAAGGGAUCUUUACUAUGCGAUGAAAUAUGCAGUUUUACAGAUGUUACUAUUAUGAAUUCUAUUUAUUUUAGUAGUACUUUUACCACUCAUG